Molecule: messenger RNA, 2592 nt
Organism: Closterium sp. Naga37s-1
Lineage: Eukaryota; Viridiplantae; Streptophyta; Zygnematophyceae; Desmidiales; Closteriaceae
Source: the annotation of a GenBank genome assembly
AUGAACGUCUCUAUUCCGGACAUCGCCUGCUAUUAUCCCAAACGAGACGUGGUCGUGCCGCCCUUGCUGACUCAGACACACGUCAUCCCCCCCAAGGGCAUACCCACCACGGCUUCUGAGACUUCUGCUCCCAUCUCUGCUUCUGCUGCUGCUGAUUCUGCUGCUGAUGAUACAGCUGAUGCUGCCACCUAUGGCGGUCGUACGAUCCGUGUGCUGUUGGUGACGUCAGCGAGCAGCAUUGCUGACGCGAGCAGCGACAGCAUCAAGGUUGAACGCAUGCACCAUAACUACGCGGUGGAGAAGUGGUUGAUCGAGCUAUACACGUCCCAUGCAGCAGCCAUUUACGGGUGGAAGGUGGUGUUUCGAGGCGACAGCGAGGAGGCUGGGGGGGUCCGAGGGGAUGCCUCGGAAAUCCCUGCCACUGCUGCUGCUGCUGGUGCUGGUGCUAGCGCUGCUGCUGGCGAUAGUGCCGGUGGUGCUGAUGGUGGUGGUGGUGGUGGUGCCGCUGCUGCUGGCGAUAGUGCUGGUGGUGGUGCUUCUGCUGCUGGUGCUGGUGCAGCUGCUGCUGCUGCUGCUGGCGGUGCAGCUGGUGACAACAGCGAGUGGGGCGAAAGUGUCUUCUGCCUCGUGCCUCCCAGUCGGGCGCAGUGGACCGUGCAGCUCGCCAAGACGCCUCAAGACUUGUCGUCUGCCUCGUGCCCCCCGGUGGGGCACAAUGGACUGUCCAGCUCACCAAGUGGGUUUGUCUCUCAUCAUCCCCACUCCCCCCUCCCCACUCCCCCCUCCCCACUCCUCCCUCCCCACUCCCCACUUCCAACUCCCCACUCCCUACUUCCCACUCCCGUGACAUUCUUCCAUCCCAACAAUCUCACCCUCCCUCCCUCCCUCGCUCCCUCCCUCCCCCCCUCCAUCCCUCCCUCCCUCCCUCCCUCCCUCCCUCCCUCCCUCCCUCCCUCCCUCCCUCCCUCCCUCCCUCGCUCCCUCCCUCCCCCCCUCCAUCCCUCCCUCCCUCCCUCCCUCCCUCCCUCCCUCCCUCCCUCCCUCCCUCCCUCCCUCCCUCCCUCGCUCCCUCCCUCCCUCCCUCCCUCCCUCCCUCCCUCCCUCCCUCCCUCCCUCCCUCCCUCCCUCCCUCCCUCGCUCCCUCCCUCCCUCCCUCCCUCCCUCCCUCCCUCCCUCCCUCCCUCCCUCCCUCCCUCCCUCCCUCUCUCCCUCCCUCCCUCCCUCCCUCCCUCCCUCCCUCCCUCCCUCCCUCCCUCCCUCCCUCCCUCCCUCCCUCCCUCCCUCCCUCCCUCACCCGCCCAGGCAAUCCUCUCAGGCUGCAUCCCAGUGACGUUCCUCCGUGCCAACGACAACCCCUGGGCUGCAUCCCUCCACCACCAAAAAGCAGCACCAUCAUCCGCCACUGCCACUGCCCCUGCCUCUGCCGCACCCACCGCCCCCUCCUCUCUCAACUACCCGCUCUUCUCGCUCAACGUCGACCCGGCGGAUCUCCACUCGCUCCCCCGCAGGCUGCAGGACGCGUUUGACCAGCCGGGGCUCGUCGCCAGGCUGCAGCACAACCUGGGGCUCGUGCAGGUGGGGCUCGUGCAGGUGGGCACUGGGGUGAGAGUGGAGAGUGCUGCCCCCUCGGCCGCCUCUCCCCCCUCGGCCGCCUCUCCCCCCGCGGCCGCCUCUCCCCCCGCGGCCGAAUCUCCCCCCUCGGCCCUCAACUACCCGGUGUUCUCGCUCAACGUCGACCCGGCGGAUCUCCACUCACUGCCCCACCGCCUGCAGGUGGGGAUUGUGGCAGGUGGGACUGGGGCAGGUGAGACUGGGGCAGGUGAGACUGGCGCAGGUGGGACUGGCGCAGGUGGGACUGGCGCAGGUGGGACUGGCGCAGGUGGGACUGGUGCAGGUGGGACUGGCGCAGGUGGGACUGGCGCAGGUGGGACUGGCGCAGGUGGGACUAGUGCAGGCGGGACUGGGGCAGGUGGGACUAGUGCAGGUGGGACUGGAGCAGGUGGGACUGGGGCAGGUGGGACUGGGGCAGGUGGGACUGGGGCAGCCAUGCCCAUCCCACAGGACAUGUUCAAGCGGCAUGAGUCCCUGGACCAGGGGGCAGGGGCGGACAUGUUCAAGUGGCAUGGGUCCCUGGACCAGGGGGCAGGGGCGGUGCUCAUUCCCCUUUCCGUGUUCCCCAUGAGCAGGGGCGGUGCUCAUUCCCCUUUCCGUGUUCCCCAUGAGCAGGGGCGGGGCGGUGCUCAUUCCCCUUUCUGUGUUCCCCAUGAGCAGGGGCGGUGCUCAUUCCCCUUUCCGUGGGCGGUGCUCAUUCCCCUUUCCGUGUUCCCCAUGAGCAGGGGCGGUGCUCAUUCCCCUUUCCGUGUUCCCCAUGAGCAGGGGCGGGGCGGUGCUCAUGAGCAGGCUGAGGAGGAUUGGAGCAGUGGCGCAAUAGCAGCUCACCACUCCUCACUCCUAAUCUCCCUUCUCUGCACGUUCUUGCCACAGGACAUGUUCAAGUGGCAUGAUUCCUUGGACCAGGGGGCAGGGGCGGUGCUCAUGAGCAGGCUGAGGAGGAUUGGAGCAGCAGCAGCGGCACAGAUCACGGCAGCAUGA